AGACGCGCAGAUACUCCACAGAUCACACAGCAGCAUCACUACAGCAGCAGCGCUGGGAACAACUUGCAGCUGCUUUUCUCCGCUUUGUCUUUGAGUAUCUGACUCCACGAGGAUUUUUUUUCUUUGGUGCUGAGAAAAAAAAAACUGAGGGUCAACAAGCGAGUGAGGAAUUCAACAAAAACACCGAAAAGAUUGAAGAGAUUUGGACUUCGAGGUGGGUAGCUAAAUUCUCAUUCGUUGUAUGUUUAAUGUAGUCGAAGGUUACUGGCACAUGUUUUGGUUUUCAUGCGUAAAUAGUAACCGGACUGAAAAAGGCACUAAAACCACGUAUAGGAAAGUGAAAUAGAAAAAUGAAUCCUGUCCAGUGGAAAGGCUGAACAUCCCCGGUCUAGGUCGUGCAGGGUUAAAAGGUGCGGGGCUGAUUUACUUUGAAACCGUAUUGACGUUUAGUCCAGGCUUUAGUGACAAAGCUCUUAAUCAAUGGGAUCGAUCCGAGGGAGUGAUGUGAAGACAGAUAUUGUGAGUUUUAAGUUAAAGCAGGCUGCAGCCCCUCAUUUGAAUAGUCUAAUGAGAUAUUGGCUGCCUGAAUGAAGACAGAAGUGGAUGCUGGAGGUGGGUAAGGCUUUGUUUGUGCCUUAAUAGUCUGUUUAAGGAUUUGAAAUCCACCAUGUUUGAAGUAAUUAAAGCAGAUGUAAAUUAAACAGGAUAGGGAAUUUAAAUGAAAAAGGCCCUAAGUAAAAUGCCGUAUUGCUUGAGUGAUUGAAGUAAUGACAACUUGAGAAAUUUGUUGAUUUUGAAAUGGGAAUUUUUAAAAGAUUUUUUAAAAAUAACAUCAGUUUAAUGUUAAUUCUAUUUGGCACAAUUAAAAUAUGCACAGUCAUGGUCCCUGUUGAUACUUACUGAGUACAUCUCAUUCAGCCACAAUUAUCACACCCUUACUGUAGGGCUGGGCGAUAAAACGAUAUCGAAAAUUUAUCUCCCCCGAUUUCAAUAUUAAACAUGGUCAAUAGGCUUUUUGAUAGUCGGCAUUCUGCCAGUUUUUGGUUGACUCUACGAAUAGCCAAUGAAAAAGGGAGUUGCUCCGGGUCCGCUCCACACUGAACCAAUCAUGUGCUAAAUUAGAACCAAGUAGCAAACAAGUGCGUAGUAGCAGGCUGCAAUUACACGCAACUAUAGUACUUAAACACAUGGAGCCGACAGCACUGUUGGUGAGAAAAAAAGAAAAUGAGUGCUACCCCCGGCAGAAAUGUAGAUGAAGGCUCAACAGAUGACGAUAUCGUUGACAACACUGGCUUGAAAACGUCAGUGGUGUGGAGGGAUUUUGUUUUUUUGAGGUCGGACUCAAAGCAGAGUAAUGUACGGAACAUGUGCAAUGCAAAAGGUUACAAACCCCAAGUGGAGCAAGGAGCCCAUGGCACCUGUGCAGCCGAAACAGCCGACCAUUCAGUCCGCUUUCUCGAGCGCAACGCCUCACGACAAAACGUUAAAGAGACACAAAGGUCUUACAGUUGCAGUAUCUUAUUGUAUUGCAAAAGACAUGCUACCAAUAAGCACUGUUGAAUUUUAUUUAAGAGUAACAGGGAACAUUUAAGAUUGACAAGUGAUUUUUUUUAUAUCAUGAUAUUUAUCAAUAUCGACUAAUAUGUAAAAAAUAUAUCGUGAUAAACUUUUUCCCAUAUCCCCCAGCCCUACCUUAAUGCAUCUCCUCUCUCUUGGUACUAUUUCCCAAGAUGUGCGGUAUGGAUGUGGACCUGGACGACGGGGGCUCAGGCGAGGAGGAGAAAGAGGAAGAGUUCUGGAUGGGAGAGGGAGUGAAGAUGCUGCCCCCUCCAGUGGCCCACAGCGGGGGCAGUGCGUGGGGCAGUCGGCGAGGCAGGUGCGGCUGUUUGGCAUGCGGGGCGGGUCUUGUCAUCUGGAACCUGUGUGUGGUGUCAGCCAGUGCUCUGCUGCUGGCCGUGGUCUUCUCUGUGGUGCUGCUGCCAGCAAUACUGCUGCUGUACGUCGGGUUCCUCUGUCACUCCAGGGUGAGUUGACCCAGCACAUUGGACUCAGAAUGAGAGAUGUUGCUCUGUUGUUAAUUAACUUUUCACAAAGGACAAGAUAACCGUAAUUGUGGUUGACAUCUCAUCGACUGAUGGGAUUCAAACCCCUAAAUUUGUUUGUUUAAAGGUGAGUCCUGCCUCUAAAUGAUGGGUUAGAGAAGCCUGAGGUACAGGGUCAAGUCUACAAUACUUGACACAGAUCAAAUUCAAAAUGGUAAAUAUUUUGCUUGAUAACACAUUUUAUCAUACAUGAUGUUACCAGAUGCAUGCCUUUGUCGUCUGCUUUAUCAAGUUAGACUGUUCACUUCAUUUAUUUUGCAGCAAGUGAGAGAGCAAAGAAAAGUCUGUUAAGCAAAUAAAAAUGCAACAAAUUCUGCAUUCAAGCAGGAACAUGUAAGAGCAACUUUUUCCACAUUAAUCUGCACCAAGUCCAGUUUGUUUAAUUUGUUUGUUUUUAGGGUAGCUUUUCUUGAUUUGAAGCUCAUAAACCUCCAUGAAAACCCUGGAUUCAGCACUAUCCAGCUUCUGCCUGAAACACUUCUAUUUUGGCUGCUUCUUCAGUGAUAGAAAGUUAGACAGAGUGUGUGGGUGUUACUUUUCACACAGCUUUGUUAUACCUUUUAAGAAAAUAUCUGAGGCUUGCCAUUAGCUUCUAUGCUAGGUUUCCACCAGGGGCUGUGUCAACUGUCAACUGACACCAUGUUUGCAGGUUUUUUAUUCACGCUGUAUUUGGUUCAGCGUUUUCAGCACUUGGGGUCCUAGUGUCCUAAAUACACUCUUAGUGUGCUCUUCUCAGUGCCCUCUGUAAAAAUAUUUUGACUUUUGAAACACAGACAUGUUCAUUACUUUCACGUUCAGUCACUCAUCAAUCAGAAUCAAGACAGGCCAGACUUCUAAUAAUGUCUUUCUCAGAAUGGUGGCGGAGGUCUGUACCAAAGAAAAAGUGACUACAUUUGUUUUUACGAGGUCCAAUUUCAAGGCCUAGCACUACUAGUCAUGCAAGGAAACUAUUUCUGUCCACUGUUUUUAGUUUUUUUUUUUUCAAAAUGGCAUUGAAUAAAAGCAUGGGGCUGCACAGCAGUGCAGUGGUUAGGACUGUUGCCUCAAAGCAAGAAGAUUGUUGGUUCAAAUCCCUGGCAGAGCUGGGGCAAUGCUAUGUGCAGUUUGCAUAUUCUCCCCAAACAUGUACUCUGACCUCCUCCAACUGCCAACAACAGGCCUGCCAAGUUAACUGGUCACCCUAAAUUGCCCACAAGUGUGUGUGUGUGUGUGUGUGUGUGUGUGUGUGUGUGUGUGUGUGUGUGUGUAGGGUGUCUUAAAACAGGUCUAAUGAUUGCUACUCAGGGCAGUUUAAGUACCACAGGAUAACUUUUGUAACCCAGCAACAGUAUACACCUGUGAGAUGCACUCUGAAAUUGAGGUCCUAAACAAAAACAAAAUAAUUGGAGGUUCAAAGAACCUUUUACUCAAGCUACCGUUACAUCAGCUGCUGUUAUAAUGGUGCUUACAGUUCAUGAGAGGUCUCUAUAGAUCUGUAUCUCAUGUUAUGGAACUUUGUUAUACAGAAUGGACGCGUCUGCCUCCUUGCUGGGUGAAGCCACCCCAAGAACAGCACCCCCUGUCGACGGGCUGCAGUAUAGGUCAUCAAUCCUCCAGCAAUCCUUAUGGAGUUGUGGGUAAACUUUAGAAAUUUAUUACACAGAAUAUAAACUUUUCUUACCCCCCGUGUGCGAUGUAGACAUGUAGUUACUGUAAGACUGGUUUGUGCCCCCAUGUUUUUUUUUCUGUACAGCUUUAUUUUUAAAAGUUAUUAGGGGUUUCGUGUUUUCUCUGAUUGGCGCUUGAUACAACCUAUGGGCGUAAGAAGUUUACGUAGCUCACCUGGGGGAUACGCUGUUUAAGCAGAGUGUCAUCACAGCAACUCUCCCACCGAGUGCGUACAACACUACUGUGUCAGUGGUGGUUCCAGGAAGUGGAGAAAAUACUGGAAUUACUAAAAGCAUUUCUGCUUCAAAUACGUAUAACGGUGGAUGGUGGAGCCAAGUUGUCCAUAAUAUAUACAGUAUAUGCAACCAAAACAAGUAUGGAUCAGUGUCAUAGAUCUGCUUUUAAGGGAGCGCAUGAAGACAGAGAGUGUAGAGAGUACCAGAAUUGGCAUGAAAAUGAAAAACCUAAAAAAAGAUUACAUUAAAGUUCUGCUUUUUUGAAAAACCAAGACCUGGAAAGUGAAAAGUGAAAUGUGGUAAUUGAAGUAUUUAUUUUAAAGGUUUGUAAAAACCCACCCAGCCAUUAUCUCUACCACUCAUCUUAUUUAGGGUCACAGUUGGGCUGGAGCCUAUCCCAGCUGCCAUGAGGCAAAAUGACAUCUAACUAUGGCAGUAGCUAUGCAGUAUGCACAUCCUCAAAAAUUAACAAUGAGCUCAGUGCAGUAUGCAGAUGAACGAUGUUAGCAAUGUAAAGGCAGAGGGGAUGGGACAGCAGCAACACAGCAGCAGGGACAAUAAUGGCAAAAGGUGACAGACAAGCUGGCAGACAAUUUAUCCACAGCUUUACAAUAAGUCAUUGCCACAGCAACAAACAUGCCCCUCAAAAACAGCUGGUAAUAGAUUCAGUUUUAGAGGUCAAUGUGGAAACUCCAAAUUUUUAAGGUAACAAAUCUGGGACUUGAGGAAAAUGUUGGAAAUACCGAGUGUGGCUUAUGCCAUCCAUGUGUUCUGAUCACCAUUUAACAGUCACUUGAGCUAGCCCAGGAUUUCAUCACUCACCAGGCCACCGAGACCCAGAAUGAACAUAAACAGCAUCCUCCUCAAGUUCCUCCACAUCUCUUGUGUAAUAACCCACCAGUCCAACAGAUGCAAACAAGCUAAGCUCUCCGAUAUGCCCUCCAGAGGUAUCCACUCGAGGGAGAAUGCUUGGUGGAGCCAAAUAUGUGUUAAAUUAUGUUCUUUUCUCAGAUUGAUGCAAACACAUCUGAGAACUAAUGAUAAUGGUACUUGAUCUGUUACAUUUCUAAGUGAGAAACCUUUGCCACAUCAACUUUAAAAGUAAAAAGAAAGUUAGAAUUGUGAGUGCAGCCUGAUUCUGCUGCCCCACAGUGACCAAAAAGUAAAUGCAACUUCUUCAGAAAAACUGACAGCAGCAGCAUCAAAAGAGUCAUCUGCACUGUUCCCACCUCUCCACCCAUCUUUUUUUACUUUAAGUUUAGACAAGUAGGCCCAUGCUAUUCAGUGAGAGAGGGAGAGUCAUCUUUUGAAAAACCUCAUGCUGGCACCAGGAGACUUAGAGAAAAUAAGCUCUAAGUGUUUUGGCAAUUUAAGCUCAACUAAAGUGUCCAGACCUAUUCCUUAUUUAUGCUGUUUUGUUUUUAUUUUGACAAUCCAAGAUAGAUAAUGACUGAGCUCAUAUGUUGAGGCCUGUCAGAGGGUGUUACUUGAAUGAGGUGAGGAGAUGGGUGCGGCUGAUUUUUGUGAAGGGCACACAGAUCAUCAGGAAAAUAUGGUGCGGCCAGCCAUCACGUGAAAUCGUGCUGUGAAGAUCUACAGCUCUGUCCUUGUAUCAGCAGACAGGUCAAAAAAUAACACCCAGUCUUUAAAUAAGGUGCUUAUUCAGAAUAAGGAACAGUUUUUUUUUUAUAAUUUAUGGUUCGUCUGGAAACAGAGAUGUGCAUAUCAGACAGGACAGACUCAAAACAUGUUAAGUGAGUCUGCUACGUGACAGUAAUUGUGAAGAGUGCAGCGCAAAUGUCAGCCCAGAGCAAACAGUUCGAGACAUUGUCAGUCAGAGAGUUCUCGCUAUUGUGGUGACAGACUGAAAGGCCCACUAAGGAGACCAGAGGCUGUGUGAUUUGGUGCCAACACCAGCUGUGCACUGACACAAAGACAACACGAUGAGGAGGAAAAUGUACUUGGAGGAAGCACAGUGUGCACUUGACAGAGGUGUGUGUGUAAAUGUGUGUUAAUGUGUGUUAAACAAGACUGUUGCUAUGGUGCGUUUGUUGGUAGCAAAGUUCCUUUUUAAAAAGCUCACAAUAGGAAAUGUUCAGACAUAAUCAAAUCAUUGUGAGUCUGUCUGAGUGUUUGACAGACGAGAUAAUAUGCUUUAUAUGUUACUGUUAAAGCGUUGAGCGUGUUUAACCCUGAUAUUUGCUUUUGUAAGGUUGCCAGGAUGUAUUUCUUCAGCUGCUCUCUCUUACCUUUUCUCCUUAUUGUUUAGUUGUUUCCCAAACACUUUUACAUCCUUUUCUUGUUUUUUAGUCUUUUGCUCUUUUGCUUACCUCCCCACUUCUACCUGCUGUCACAGGUGAUUGACAGCUCAGAGGGCUAUUGGCAGCCACUGAGCCACUCCUUAUCUGAACUGUGGAGGGAGGCUGGGAGAAACUCUGUCACAGCCCACUAACCACACCGUCCCACUCCUGCACCAUGAGCAUAUGCACACACACUGACAUGCACGCACGUACUCAGUGGUAAAUCAUCAGAGGAGAGGCAGAUCGUACUGAUACCACGAUGUUCAUUUUGUCCUUGACAGUCCCUUUGUUUCAAACUCUCCCUCUGUGUUUUUCCUCGUAGGUCCUUGAUGCCAACUCUGCUGUCUGCAACUACCUUGACGACAACAGCUGCUCCGCCCUCAUAAUCUUGGGCUUUGUGAUGAUGUCCCCGCUUGUAGUUGUGGCCGCCGCCGUCUUUUGCGGGCUCCUGCGAAAGUUUCGCCUCCUGCUUCUCAUUCAGCCAAUCACUCGUGCCUGGUACCGAGGGCGGCUGCUGGACUGGGCAGGCAGCAUUCACGCCUGGGUUUGAACCUCACUGGAUGGGCCGUUGAACGGGUGUGCAAAUGGUCGGAAAGUCUGGUUAUUAUCAAAUCAAUCAGAGAGACACAAGGGUAGACAAAACAAUAGCACCUCACAAUGUAAACAAAACAAUGGAGAUUAACAUGAUCCAAGAUUAAAAAUAGUGCAUGUUGGAAUGAAUGAAAAUAGCACCAGUGGUGCGAAACUCAAAAGGCUUUUUGUUUCCAUUACUGUGCAGCCUUCUGCACCUGCAUGUCGGCAUUAAGGCUAAAAACAUACAGGAUCCAUUUUGAGUACAUUGUGUAUCGUGCAGCAAAUAGGUUGCCAUUCUACUCAAUUCAACAAAGCACAUCGGACGUGUAUCAGCGCCGUCGCAGCAUCGUAUCAGAAGCGUAUCGACAGCAGCACUGCUAAAGAUACUCGCCAAGUGUAUUUUUGCUCUUCUACACUUCCAAUGCACGUAAAUCUACACAGAGAAGACCGUUUUACACAGGAAGUCAAGAGCUAAAACCGCACAUGUCAUCUGGUAUUUCAAAAUAAAACACCAUUUGCGAACUCCCGACUGUGCAUCAGUUUGUGUAGAUGAGAAAUACUUCCUGGUUACAGCUCCCAUCUGGUUACAGGUAACAGUUCCCAUCCGGAACGGCAGUGAUUUUUGCCGUCCACCAAUUCCUACCGGAUCCGUUUGGGAGGCGAAUUUCGUGGCGGAUUACAGACAGCGGGAAUCGCGAGAACUCACAAGAACCCGCAGAUUCACAUGCAAUCACGAGAUAACAAGUUGUCUCUAGCCACAUAGGCUAACCAUAUUAGCAGUAGAUUGUGUCCUUCUAGAGGAGGAAAUCUACUUCUAGACUUAAAAAAUCAGCAUCCUCUCAUCCAUGGUGUCAUUGGGGUGAAAUGCUGUCUAUAAACCUUUCACUUGUUCGUCCCAUUUGCAUGGUGUGAAAUACAAUCCACCUGAAACACAGAGUGUUUUAUUUUGAAAAGAAGCCGGAUGUUUUAUUUUGUGUCUGUGUCGACUUCCUUUCCAGCACGGUUUAAUCUGUGCUGACUUUAUUCGGCAUGCUCCGAAAAAAAUAGGACUCUUGGAAAUUGGCACAUUAACUUGAAUGGUUACGAUCAGCUACGAUUGGCAGAUACGGCCUUUUCGCAGCUGUUCCGGAUGUGGUGGAAAUUGGGGGUAACUCUGUCUGAAGGUAACAGCACAGCAUAAAGGAACAUAGUUUACUUUAUUAAACACUAGUAAACCUGCAGAAACCGAAACUGUAAAAUCACGUUGCUUUUUCACAUAUAGUAGAGACUCACCAGUCACUGAAUUAAAUCCAAAUUAGCAGAAAAUGGACCACAGAAAGGCAAAACAACCUGUUGUGAACAUGUUGUCUCCUCAAUACUGAGCCCAGCUGACUGGGGCCGCACUACACUGCUGCUACGCUCCAAAUACACAUCCUGUAUGCGAUAGCCAGGGCUGCUCUACGGAGCAAAUACAGAAUGCGCUCAAUACGGAUCCUGUAUGUGUUCAGCUUUACUGCAGCCUGGUUUACAGAUUACCCUUUGAGGUGACCUCAUGAAAAAAUAUAUUUUUUCACCUCGGCACAAUACAUAAAAAGUUAAACCAUUUAAAAGAGAACUUCUUUGCAGUUUAAGGUCUCAUGACUAUUCUAAAAUGCUGGUUUCGGUAAUAGCUCUUUUUUGUGCUGCAGUAUCACAGGGACAAGUUGGCAGAGUGAUACUGUACUGUAUCCUGCUCUCCUCACACAUCCAUGUGCUUUGAAAGCUAUUACUUUACUGCAACAGUCUAGGAAUCCUCUCAGAAAGCUCUGAACGUUUAGCAAGGAGUCUUAGGAGUGAUUUAGAAAAACUCUCAAAGCAACUCUGAGUGUUGAAGGAGCAGAAACUUUUCUUUCAGUGAGGAGGUGAGGUUAACCCUGUUGUUUGGUAUGACACAUGCUUUCAAAAGCUGUGAUUCACAAAAAGAGAAAAAAUGUGGAAAAAAAAAGAAAUACACAUCAUUAUUGGGCAUAGAUAGAUAGAUCACUCAGUCUGAUCAUAUGAACUGAUCAGAAAGUUAAUUUAAGCAUUUUAAUAUAUUUCUCUUGAAUGAAUUAUAAGAUACACUUUAAAAGUAAAAAGGUCACAGGCAGGCAGAUUAUUUUUUUCAUCAUAUGGUCAGCAUCCAAGGUCUCUUGCCUUUUAUGCACUGACUGCAGAGACAUUUACGAAUAUUUACGUACCUUUAAAUGUCAUUUUGCUGUUAACCUUACUCAGCAUUGCUCUUUAUGCGCAGUUCAUCCAACACGAUAAAAGUUUGCAAGUGAAACUGUAGCGUUUUUUGAGAAGCUAAAUACCUCAUGACCACUCUCCUGUUUAGUGUUAUUGUGUUGGUUUGUCGAUGUAAGCACAAUUUGGAGUGCAUUUCUCCUACUUCCUCCUACCUUUCUGUGUUUUCAUACUCAGCUUGAGAAACUCUUAAGCUGCUUAAAAGUCCCCCUCACUCCUCCUCGCCGUUUUUCACAUUAAGAGCUCCCUUAAAGGCUGAAAUGGGGACAGCUUUUAUCUUUGCAGAGAUCUAGUCUAAAGUUUUGGGGGGGAAAUCUUUCAAAAAUAAUUUUUAACAAGAAAUUUCUCUGAAUUCUGACACAAGGAGAAACUUUUUAGACCAGGAAGCUUUGGCUACUGAUUUUCUGCAAUUUCCUAAUGUUCAACACCUCCACACAAUAACACCUCAUUCUUUUAAAAAGUGAUUCAACAAACUUGGAAUUUUUAACUCUCAACAGUGCCACACUGGCUGAAACCCCCUUUUCUAAGAAAAACACCACUCAUUUGUAAAUCAGACAAAUACUGAUUUUGUUCUCUGAAACUUAGCCACUGUGAGGCGUUGGACUCAGUUGUGUAUUGUGAGGUAUCUCAGAUGUUUUGUCUACCCUUCUUUCUUUAAAAAACAUAAUUUUUUUUCAAUCGCUCACUGUAGCCAUGUCCACUCCAGUGUUUUUUCCCUUUAAUUACCAAACUGAAUAAUCAUCAGUGAUUUGUGAGGUGAUGUUAAGCAUUAAAGCAACAAUCACAAAAUGUAUUCUGUGCUCGUCUGGUGCGAGAGAACGAAUCCAGGACCGUCCAGAAAGAUGCUUGUUAAACUGUUUUUGUAAAUAACAGCUUCAUGUAGGUGUUUCAUUGACGCUGCCGUAUCCUGGCAGCUUUGAGCGAGGAAGACUCAAAGGAAUUUGCAUUUUCCUUAGUGGUUCAGAGAAAGUAAUGAGUUACGUGUAGUUGUAUUCAAUCAGAGUUUUUAUUGGCUGUUUGAUAACUGUGUUAAAUAUUUGCUACGAAGUUAUUUGUGGUAGCAGGUUCAAAGUCUAGGAGGAAGUGUAAUUGUUAAUGUCAGAUUUGUCAGGUUCUCUUUAGUGGACUGUGUUCGACUUAAUUAAACAGGGCCUUGGAACACCAUGAAAAACUGGGUGACGAUUGUCAAGUGAAGAUAAAACAUGGAAACACAGGACAUUAAAUAGCUUCUGUGAGGUGGAACUAAAUGACCAGGAUGUUUUGAGAAUAUCUUGCAGGAGGGAUGGCCUUUUAUGAAACAUACUUUAUUUAUUGGAUCUUUGAGAUCCCAUUGCACCCUAAGGAAAGAAACUUGGUCUUAAAACUUGGUCAUAAUAAAAUCAACAGAGGCUGACAGUUUUAUAAAAUAAUGGCUGUUUAGUGGGAGCCAGCUGUUCAAGUGGGAUUUGGAUCACCAGAGUAGGAUCUUAUUCCGCUGUGUCUUUGCCUCUUGGUCAUUUAAAUUCAUCACUGGCACAUGCACUCCACACUCCUUUUUAGCUGCGUGUCACAGCUCCAUAAUGAAGUGUUCGGUUUUAAGGUUUCAUUUCUCAGAAGUCUUAAUUCAUUCUGAAUAUGAAGCAGUUAUCAGCCAUCCUUUGACACUGUUUCUAUCAUACUGGGAUGUAUUUAUUUUCCUUUUAAACAGAAUAAUUUCUAUGUUUUAAAUGUGCCAGUUUGUCAGUCCUGUUAUUAACGUUUGUAUGUUAAAAUUGUAUGUAAAUCGUCUGUACAAACCCUGUUAGUUUCAGUGUUUAAAAAGAGCUCUGUGCAGGAAAAGAGAAAACUGAGUUGUUGUUGUUUUUUUUUCAUGGAGGCGUUUUUGCUGUAAAUAUACCACUAAAAUAAUUUAUGGAAAUAAUACAGUGCUUGUCUGGGAUUCAUUUCUUAAAAACCUUUGAGUGUUUUAAAAUAAUUCAAACGGUCGUGCUCAGACUUUCCAUUAAAAUAAAAAGGG
Molecule: messenger RNA, 11098 nt
Organism: Xyrichtys novacula (pearly razorfish)
Lineage: Eukaryota; Metazoa; Chordata; Actinopteri; Labriformes; Labridae
Source: the annotation of a GenBank genome assembly